CUUUUGGAAAGGUUACAAGCGAUUUUGUCACGAUCGUAAGCCUUUAUCGUAAGCACGUUAUCUUCUCCAAGAACAUAUAAAGCAGCAGCCAUUCCGAGUUGGAUCGGCGUGUUCUCUGCUUCAUCAGUCGGUGAUCAUGCAGGCAGCUAUACUUCUCCUGUGUUGUCUGGCUCUCGUGGAUGGGAGUGUUCUAUGGACGCAUAAGGAAUUCGACUCGCAUAACUACCGCAAUGGUAUGCAUGCGCUAACCUCCAACGACUACGACCAUGGAUCUGGCUCCGUCGUCACUGACCCCGACGGAGGAAGCAACCACGUUUUGAAAGUCUGGUACGAGAAGGGCCGCUACAGUAGCCAUGGUCCGAAUGAGGGUGUCCAGUUCUUUGCAACACCGACAAGUCCUAGAACUGUAAUGACCUUCAGUUAUGACCUGUACUUUGACAAGAACUUUGACUUCCGGCGCGGAGGUAAACUACCGGGACUGUUUGGCGGAUGGACCAACUGUUCUGGCGGAAGACACUCCGACAACUGCUUCUCGACCAGAUUCAUGUGGAGGGCGGACGGAGAUGGAGAGGUGUACGGCUACAUCCCCGACUACCACCAUCAGGUGUCACAUUUCUGUGACCAUAAUGUCUGCAACUCCGUGAAAGGUUAUUCAAUGGGAAGAGGGAACUGGCGAUUUAAGCGAGGGUCUUGGCAGAACAUCGCGCAGUCGGUCCACCUGAACACUCCCGGGAAGACAGAUGGCUCCAUUAAAGUAUGGCACGACGGGAAGCUGGUGUAUACCAUCGACCAUCUUAACAUCCGGUCAAAGUCUCUCAAUAUUGAUGGCAUCUUCUUUGCAACAUUUUUCGGCGGCUCCGACAGUUCAUGGGCUCCGACGCGUGAUUGCUACUCCUACUUCAAGAACUUUGUCCUGUCUACCGACACUAGUCAUCCAACCAUCAUAGGAUAAUGUGAUAGUUGUCAUCGUUGUAGAAUAAAGAUCGUUGCUACGC
This is a messenger RNA of Haliotis rubra (blacklip abalone), 995 nucleotides long. RefSeq lists its product as uncharacterized. Lineage: Eukaryota; Metazoa; Mollusca; Gastropoda; Lepetellida; Haliotidae. The transcript is spliced from 3 exons. The coding region runs from base 137 to 952 and encodes 271 amino acids. The record is from RefSeq and is a predicted model, not a curated record.